Neltuma alba is the source of this 1687-nucleotide messenger RNA. RefSeq lists its product as uncharacterized. NCBI's taxonomy places the organism in Eukaryota, Viridiplantae, Streptophyta, Magnoliopsida, Fabales, Fabaceae. The record is from RefSeq and is a predicted model, not a curated record. Bases 299 to 1255 code for a protein of 318 amino acids. The transcript has a single exon.
GUGUAUAUUUAUUUCGACAGGCAAGGCAAGUAUUAGUGCCUUUCUCUCUCUAAAUUUAAUAAAGAUGCCAUCUCAUGCUUCAAACUUGAGAGUCGAGACUCCCUCUUUCCCCCACUAUUCUCUCUCUCUCACUCGCGUAGCAACAAGACAAACUUGCCUUUCGAAUUCUCCAUCAGAUCUCUUUCACCUCACGGUGGGCUAUCAGAAGCUCCACCACUGGUACUGUACUUUAAAACGGCGUCGUAUUGAAGCAGGUGAUCUCUGUGUUGUGUUGUUCAGGACAAAGCAAAGGGGCUAGAUGAGGUGUCGGAAGCACCACCGGGCGGACCUGAGCAGCACCAUCGGCGUCUGCGCCUCUUGUCUCCGGGAGCGUCUCCUCGCACUCAUCGAAGCACAAGAGAAGGCACAUCUAGCGCGCGUUUCCUCACGGUCCUCCGACGAUCACCCUCGAAAAUCCGACCCUAACCCUCCUCCGCUCGUCUUUCCUCGUUCUGUCUCGCCGUACGUCUCUCGGCGGAAAUCGGACUAUGCCAGCUGGCAGAGCUGUGACAGACACAACAGUCUCUUCUAUAGCACGCCUCAGCUUGGCCCUACCUUCGGUACUGGCAAUUCUGAGGCCAAUUCAGGAUUCCCUGGCAGAACAAGCUCGUCUUUCAAGAAGAAGACUGGGAGAUUCUGGAUUUUCUCAAGUCUAUUUGGAUCCAGAUCCGAUAAAUUCGAGGCGAAUCCGAGGAUUUCUUCUCAGGAAUCAUGCGAACCAUCGUCAUCGUCGUCUCCCUCAUGGUUCUCGAUGAUCUUUCCCACUCGCCGGAAGAAAAUGGAUAGGAUGAACCCUCUGGAAAGUUCGACCGCCCCAGGGAGGAGGCGGUAUCGGCAAGCAGAUCGGGGAAUGUCGCCGGUGACAAACGAAAGUUGUGUCGUCGAUUGCGAUCGAUGCGACCGAUCUCCUUCAGCCGGUGGCUACUCAGCGGAAACGUCCCCACGGUGGCGGAAAACGCCAUCGACGGCACCGUGUGGGACCCGUCGUUCCCGCCACGUAAGGAACGUAUCAGGCAUGGCUUUUUGCUUAAGUCCGUUGGUGAGGGCGAGCCCCAACCCUCACUGGAACCCGAAGGGAUUGCCUCCAGAGGUGGUUUCGGCGGGGGAAAUGAGAGGCACGACGGCGGCGAAGCCUCACCUGUCCACUGCGUCGUCGUUUUGUGCAAACCGCUCAAGGAAGCUUGCUGACUUUGGGAGAGCCAACCACAUCCGUUGAUCUGGAUGAGUAUUGACCUUGGACGGUGAUAUUUCCCAUGUGUUGUCUCUUCCUCCUCCUGGUUCCUGCACAUUCAUUUUUUUUCCCCUUCUUAUUUGAACAAAAGAUAGAUUCUUUUUCCAAUUUUUGCAUUUUUUUUUUCAUUUCAAAAACCAAUUUCUGUACAAGAAAGAGAAAGUGUUGUUUUUUUUUCCUUUAAUAGUAUUAUUGAGAUUGAACUGCUUCUAUAAAAAUACAUAAUGAUUCUUAACUUUCACCCACCUUCAUUGUCGGUAAAUUAAAUUAUACAGGACGCAAAACAGGGUAACUAUUUUAAUAUAUUAAUAUGAUUAGAAUUUGUUGAAUUAGAAUAUUGUUUAAUUGUUUUAAUUUAAUUUGGUUAUUGUUAAUGUUAUUUUGCUAUCAAUGUAAUAAUAAUCUGCAUUUGAAUUU